Guyanagaster necrorhizus is the source of this 3489-nucleotide messenger RNA. RefSeq lists its product as uncharacterized. Bases 40 to 3393 code for a protein of 1117 amino acids. The record is from RefSeq and is a predicted model, not a curated record. Gene Ontology annotation, molecular function: phosphatidylinositol-4,5-bisphosphate binding. The transcript has 15 exons. Gene Ontology annotation, biological process: exocytosis; Golgi to plasma membrane transport. Lineage: Eukaryota; Fungi; Basidiomycota; Agaricomycetes; Agaricales; Physalacriaceae. Gene Ontology annotation, cellular component: exocyst; plasma membrane.
CAGGAAUCGACCUUUUCACUAACGCUCAGCACCAGGCUAAUGACAGACCAAAGGCAACGGAUUAUCGAUUCGGUAUUCUCAAGACGGAAUGCUUCUGGAAGUAUUGAAGAAAAUUACGUCUCUCAUAUUAAAAUAUUGGAAGAUUCCCCAGAAACCGGAGGCACGAAACCCAGAUACAUACUUCUCUCUCAAACGAUCAGUGGGAACGGGUUUCUUCACAAAUCGAAGCUGAACACGAAUGGCACAUUUUCUGUUGGAAAGACGUGGAGACUCCCAGAGCUGCGCGCGGUACAGGUCACUAGUGCCCAAUCCUUCAGUAUCACCUUGUCCAGGACCUACCGGUGGCGGACCGAGAAUGCAGCGGACCAGGUCAGAUUUCUAGAGGCACUCAUCCCGCUCUUCCAUACCGUUACCGAGGGGAAAGCGCCAUUGCAAGUCGAAGGAUUCCCAAGUACAGAGGAUCUACCACAGGGCCGACAGCGAAUCCAGAAUGGUUAUAUGCGUACGCCAAGGACCCCGUCACCAUCGCCUUUUGACUCGAGCAGUAUACAACAGCCGCUUAUAUCUGCGCUCCAGCCUACAGGCUCGAAACCGCUCUCACAGAGCCAAAGCGACAGGGAUCACGAAUCUAUGCAACUGCCUCGGUCGCAAUCACGGCCAGGGCCACCUUCUCGACCAGCUUCUCCUGCAUACUCAAAUCGGAGUCACCCGUCCUCUAUUCGUACAAGAGAACCAUCAUCUUCCCGUGCCCGGCCCUCAUCCCCUGCAUAUUCCCAGACCAGUUCUAUCCCCUCCGCCCCAGCUCGAUCAGCAUUCCGCCAGUCUGCCUCCUCUUCUGCUACUACGGCGCAACCGAAUGUACAACCUUCUCGCCCUAUUCAAAGUGCGAGGCCUGUAAUGGAUACAAGAGACAGUCCAACAUCAUCCGUCAUCCCGCCUAUAGAUGAUCGAUUUACGCUCGCGGCGGCGCCUUCUCAGGCUGCACGUCCACGCCCUACUCCUUCACCAGCUGCCUCGAACCGCACGCGUAUGCAAUUAACGCGUGCAACUACCUUACUUGUUCCCGCAGACGGAUCUUCAAGUAGACGAGAGAACACGCGUAUAUCAUUCUUCGAUCCAACUAACCAAGGCACCAUAGACCGGUUGAUCGGUAGUAACGCCGCUGGGGUCGACGGUGAGGAGGAGAAUGCGCAAGCAACUAUGGCCAAUGUAGAAGAAAUGAUUGAGGGCUAUGAGUGGGCUAGUGAAGAUAUAAUAGGAAGAAAAACAGCACGAGGUGCCGCUGAGAUGAUAGAGGCCAGAUUGUUGGACGAGCUAAUGGCGCUUGAAAAGGCCAAUAUCCAUUCCUUCCUAGAGUCAGAUGACCGGAUUGGUAUCGUACUCAAAUAUAUGGAUGAAGCCAUAACGGAACUGGACAGUAUUGGGAGUCUCAUCCAAUCGUACAAGGUACACUUGAACGCGGUUGGCGACGACAUUUCCUACAUCCAAUCUCAGAAUCGUGGUCUUCAAGUACAGACGCAAAAUCAACAUGCUCUUCUGGCUGAGUUAGAAAACCUUCUGCAAACGGUUCAAGUUGACAAAGAAGUGCUCUUGACUUUGACUCAGGAUUCCCUCAGGGACUCCAGUAGCAUACAAAGAAUUGAAGAGGCUGCCGCUGAGCUCUACAAAGCCCUACAAGCUGGAAGGGAUACGGACAUGGCCGCCACCAUGGAAAGGUUGCAGGAAUAUCGGACACAUAACGCGCAAUUCUGUAAACGCAUAUUCGAUUACCUGUCCAUAAUGUUCAGUGCACAGUCUAAGCUGCUUCUGGGAGACAACGAGGGAUUGACGAAAACUGACAGACGUGGCAGACCGACGAUAAAACCACACACAGAUCUGGAGAAUUACCUAGGGAGAUAUUCAGGUCUUAUGCUGUACUUGAAGGAGAUGGAUGAAGCUGUGUAUGCCAAACUAUGCGCUGCUUACUUCUCAGCCCUUAAUGAUCUACAUGGUACUCAAAUCAGAGCCAUGCUAUCGAAUUGCCUCAGCCUGAUCAAGAAAGCAUCGGAGGAGGAUCAGGAACAAGGUAUUGGCUCGGUGGCCACGCCCUCGGUCAGUAGACCGACUGGCAUCAAACGCGCAGGAACAUUGAUUCGAUCUCCACUGGAAAGCCGUAGAGACAAGGACAGGUCUGACGGUACCAUGAGAUCAUCUGAGGUUCUAGGGCUCGCCCUAGAGCAGAUUGCACCCACAGUUUACCAUGAAGAAGAGUUCAUCACAGACUUUUUGCAGAUAAAUGAUGCGGCGCUGACUUUCGCUGACUAUAUGGGCCUUGACAACUAUUUCCGACGUCAGGCCGCCCGCAGCGCCAGCGUCAGCCAGACGACAAUGAAACUCGUCCGGGGUGCUCUUGACCUCAUUUUCAGCUUCUUACCGUCGGAACUGAAGACUUGGCUUGACAGCGCGCUGGCCAAGGAUAAAGCACAGAUCUUUGGUCUGAUAGCAUGUUUGGAACGUUUUUUGGCUGUUGCUGAUGACAGAGGAAACAACUUUUUCGUCGGUCUUCUCGAAAAGCAGCAUACACGCCUUAAAGGCCUUCUUGAUCGUCACGUUAACGAGCAAAUCCAAGGUGUUGAGCGAACGAAGUUGACGAGCAAGAAGCGCAAGGGUGUAGUUCCGUUUGUGCGACUGUUCCCAGGUUACAUCGGACGUGUCGAAAGUCAGCUUCUCGGUACGAACGGUCUCGAGGUACGAACUAUCGUUGAUGGAGCGUACGAACGUAUCGUGGACACCAUGUUCGAGUCCCUCAAACAAAUGGCCAAAAUGGAUGGGGAAGGCGAAGACAAGGGACAGCUGAACUACCAUGUCAUUCUGAUAGAAAACAUGCAUCAUUUUGUGGCGGAAAUUUCCCAGAUGGAGCUAGGUUCUGUGGCGGGGUUCCUGCGCAAGGCGGAAGCGAUAUAUGAUGAGAAUCUGGGUGCCUAUGUCAAAAUCAUACUUCGUCGGCCGUUCGCGAAAAUCAUCGAUUACUUUGAAGGUGUUGAACGAUUGCUGAAGACUACCGCGCCGAGCGAGAUUGCGACCAAUAACAGCUACAACAGAUCUGCACUGAAGAAAGUCGUCAAGGAGUACAGUGCAAAGGACAUUCGGAAACACAUUGAUGCCCUCUUUAAGCGAGUGGAGAAACACUUUACAGAGGCAUCCGAAAAGACCACGACAGAGGAGAGCGGUGGAAUUGCUCCCGGUACUGUGAUGGUGGGCGUCUGGAAGGCUUGCGAGGAAGAGUUGCUGAGAAUCACGGAGCUGUUUUCCAAACGGAUAUCGCAGUGCUAUCCAGACAGUGGUGUUUCCUUAGAUUAUACCUCGGUGGAUGUCGAGGCGGCAUUUAGGCGUCACCGAGUCGGAGGAGUCUGAUGCAUUAUCAUUAUGAGCUUUUACUGAUGGAAUUGGGAGGCCUUGUACUGUGAAACGCGUUACACAAGCACACUAUUUGUAAAAAUGGCGAAGCGA